This is a messenger RNA of Lolium perenne, 448 nucleotides long. The record is from RefSeq and is a predicted model, not a curated record. Lineage: Eukaryota; Viridiplantae; Streptophyta; Magnoliopsida; Poales; Poaceae.
CGCCUCGACGUACAUGUGGCGAUUUGUGCUGAUGCAGAUGGCCGACCAACGUCGAUGCCAUCAUCGUCUGCAAUCGCAAGGACUCGCUGAUGCUGAAGAUGGCCGUGGGACUGCAGAGCCUCGUCAGGAAACAGGGAGCUCGACGCCCGAAAACAAGACCAGAACCAUUCUACUUGUGCUUCUGGUAAUGGGCCUCUGCUCCGUCUCCUACCUCCUAGGCGCGUGGCAAGCAAAACGUUUUGGAAGAGGGGACUGCAUAGCAGCAGCGCUGAAUGAGCAGACCAAAACCGUGGUUCUACAGGGUCUUCAUGUCGAGACUCAUCUUUCUCUCACUGGCACACCCUCCUGGAGAUGACUCGCUCACCUUUCAUGUUUCCUAUCUUUUGGGGUGACAUGUAGUAGUAUGUUAUUUUGUUUCUCUUGAACAAACCAUGAUUUGUUUGUGAAA